UUCAAAUCACGCUCAGUUAAACGACAUCCUUGACAAAAAUGAAGCUGAUACUUCUGUUUGUUUGCCUUUUUGGUUAUUCUUUUAGGGAAUCGGAAAGUUCCCAAAGAAAUUAUGUCGCGGAAGAAGAAAACAAGUACCGCAUGUCAUAUUUCCUUGUAGAGACCGAUGAUGGUGGUUAUGAAAUGCAAGAUUUAACAGUCCCUUCUCUUGAAGUAACAGCUUCGUUGACGGAUGUCGUUUACUACUUUUGUAGCAAAAGCAGCAGAAAUGGCACUCUUGUUAACAAUAUCACGUCUAGUUUAUCUGUCGAAACGUUCGAUCCUACAAAAGAAGUCUUGGUUUUGAUCCACGGUUGGAGAAGUAAUUACGUUUCAUCUUUUAAUUCCUACGUAAAGUCUGCUGCGUUGGAUAAAUUUGAUUUGAAUGUCAUCAUUGUAGAUUGGAGCAAGGUAUCGUACACUGACUAUAUCGUAGCUAGAGACACCGUUCCAGACAUUGGAAAAUUUGUUGGAGAAUUCAUUCAGUCUUUAUCUUCAACACAUAAUAUUCCUCUGUCGAAGAUAUCCAUUGUAGGACAUUCUCUAGGAGCUCAUGUUUCUGGAAUUGCUGGAAAAACCCUAGGAGGCAAAGUGGGUACUAUAAUAGGUCUUGAUCCAGCUGCACCUUUGAUAUCAAUAUCAGACAAAGACUAUUGUCUCGACUCUUCAGAUGCGAAAUAUGUCCAAGUGAUUCAUACAAACACCGCUUUUUAUGGAAUAUCAACCUCUUUGGGACAUUCUGAUUACUACCCAAACGGUGGUAAAAAGCAGCCAGGGUGCGACGAUGGCGACAUGAGCAACUGCUCACACGGCAGAGCUUAUAAAUUCUAUGCUGAAUCUAUUAGAAGGAACAAGUUCGUUUCGCAACAAUGUGACUCUUACUCCGACUUUACACAAGGCAUAUGCAAUGGACAGUACUCUCUAAUGGGAGGCUAUAACAUAGACAAAGAAGUCACUGGAGAUUACUAUUUGGAUACAAAUGAAAAUUAUCCAUAUGCGAUUGAGUCAGAUUAAGUGUAAUUGUUUUGCAUGCUUUUAUGCACAUAUAAAUACAUCUGUUGAAGUAUUAA
Molecule: messenger RNA, 1108 nt
Organism: Anoplophora glabripennis (Asian longhorned beetle)
Lineage: Eukaryota; Metazoa; Arthropoda; Insecta; Coleoptera; Cerambycidae
Product: pancreatic lipase-related protein 2-like
Exons: 3
Coding region: 39-1052 (337 amino acids)
Biological process (GO): lipid metabolic process
Molecular function (GO): lipase activity
Source: RefSeq, a predicted model, not a curated record